Messenger RNA from Truncatella angustata, 780 nucleotides. RefSeq lists its product as uncharacterized. Gene Ontology annotation, biological process: protein N-linked glycosylation. Gene Ontology annotation, cellular component: mannan polymerase complex. The record is from RefSeq and is a predicted model, not a curated record. Gene Ontology annotation, molecular function: alpha-1,6-mannosyltransferase activity. The coding region runs from base 1 to 780 and encodes 259 amino acids. The transcript has a single exon. NCBI's taxonomy places the organism in Eukaryota, Fungi, Ascomycota, Sordariomycetes, Amphisphaeriales, Sporocadaceae.
AUGUGGUUCAAGCUGGGUCCAAAAGGACUCGGCUCGGACGCCCGAGUCUGGACGGCAUCCUGUAUAGAUCAAAACCCCGGGUACGACGUACAGUUUCUCACAGACGAGUCCGCGGCCGGGUUCGUAAAUGAGAGCUUUGCGCAUCGGCCGGAUAUCGUGGACACAUACAACGCUCUCACGGUGCCUAUACUCAAGGCAGACUUGCUGCGCUAUCUGCUCUUGUACGCAGAAGGUGGUGUCUGGUUCGACUUGGAUGCCUCCUGCGAGGGCAUCCCGAUAGACGAUUGGAUACCUCCGGAGCUUGAAGAGAGGGCCGAUCUCGUGGUAGGCUGGGAGUUCGACGCAGGCUACCGCUUCCAGUUCCGCCAGUUCACGACGUGGGCAGUCCUGUCGAGGAGAGGAGUUUCACACCUGAUGGCAGUGGUGGACGAUAUCGUAGAUGCCGUGCAUGAGGCGGCGAGGGCACACAAUACCACGGUUUCGAUGCUAGAUAAAAACAUGGUCGGUGACGUGGUGGACUUUACGGGGCCGAUCAGGUUUGCGCAGAGCGUCAUGAAGAGUAUUGACAGGUCGACGAAUAUGGCUUAUAAGUGGGAUGAUUACCAUGGGCUAUUGGAGCCCAAGUUAGCAGGCAAUAUUUUGAUACUCCCGGGGUAUUCCUUCGCAGCAUCCUGCAAUACAUACGAGCCUAGAGACCAACAUAGAAUACGCCCACCCCUCGUUGAACACCAUUAUGCUGGGACUUGGAAGAACGACUACGGCGGAGAAAGAAUCGAAUAG